UUAUAACUCACUUGACGCGCACCCAUACUCUUCAACGACGAUAUCUCUCUCACUCCUGUCUAUAUCGAAUCUACCGUUGCUCAGACAUGCGGUAGCACCUUUCUUUCCUCUCCCGCUACUACCAUAACCCCAUCUUCAACCAAUACAACCACCGACAUCCUCUUCAAUAUGGCGCAAGUCAUCUCAAAUUCGGGUCACGAUGACAUGAUCCACGAUGCAGUUCUGGACUACUAUGGCAGGCGGCUGGCAACUUGUUCCAGCGACAAGACCAUUAAAAUCUUCGAGAUUGAGGGUGAUACACAUCGUUUAACAGAAACAUUGAAAGGCCACGAAGGGGCAGUUUGGUGUGUAUCUUGGGCGCACCCCAAGUUUGGUACUCUGCUGGCCAGCUCCUCCUAUGACGGCCGGGUACAUAUCUACCGCGAAACUCCUGCUGCGGGAAAUGUCACCAGUGGCGGCCCUCAAGCCUCCCAGUCUCAUUGGUCUCUUGUCUUCACCUUUACUCUUCACACCGCUUCGGUCAAUAUGGUUGCCUGGGCACCACCCGAACUCGGCUGUCUGCUCGCAUGCGCCUCCUCUGACGGCAACGUCAGUGUCCUCGAGUUCCGCGACAAUCAAUGGGCUCAUCAGAUCUUCCCUGCACAUGGUAUGGGCGUCAAUGCUGUCAGCUGGUCUCCCAUUGGGGUUCCAGGUGCAAUUGCGAGAAAGGACGGCGGUGCCAACACCGGAGUCCCCGUCAGAAGAUUUGUGACGGGCGGGUCUGACAACAACGUCAAAAUCUGGGAGUUCAAUACCCAGUCACAACAGUACGACAAUACUCUCGUUCUGCCUGGUGGACAUUCGGAUUGGGUUAGAGACGUUGCUUGGUCACCCACACUGUUGUCCAAGACAUAUAUCGCUUCGGCAUCGCAAGAUCGAUCGGUCAAGAUCUGGACCAGCGUCAAUCCCGCAGACCCCAGCAGUUGGACGCUGGCCAAGACGCUGGAGAUGGAUGCUGUACUUUGGCGUGUCAGCUGGAGCCUGAGUGGCAAUAUUCUGGCGGUCAGUGGUGGAGACAACAAGGUCACACUGUGGAAGGAAGACCUCAAAGGAAACUGGGAGUUGGUCAGAGAGGUCACUGAGUAGUGCUCGGGCCGGAAAAAUGACAAGGUGCAUGUAAGAUGUGCGGCCCAAGGAGAUAGCAUUGAGACGCAUACUGGGAAUGCUGUCCAUGAGUCUAAUCUCAAGGAAGGACCUGGCAAGAAUUUAAUCGAGCUAUGAGAUGUGAGCACACAUGACGUCGCUGGGUGGUUAAGGAGACGAUCGGAGGCCAGCAUCGAAAGAUAGGUUGUUGCUGCCAUUGUAGCAUGCUCGGGCUCUGAUCCAAUGCUAAGGAGGAUUGUCAUGUCGCCAGUCACGAAAGAACAAAUGAAAAAUGGAGUAUUUUAUAGCAAUGUGCAUUUUGAAGGAGUAGCAGAAUUGCUUCAGAAGGAGACGGUCAAGUUGUCGACAGAAUAAAAAGUUCGAUUCGAAGGACAUGCAAGUGUACUGAAUUCAGAUUGACUCUUGACUCUUG
This is a messenger RNA of Exophiala mesophila, 1555 nucleotides long. RefSeq names its product protein transporter sec13. Bases 169 to 1125 code for a protein of 318 amino acids. NCBI's taxonomy places the organism in Eukaryota, Fungi, Ascomycota, Eurotiomycetes, Chaetothyriales, Herpotrichiellaceae. Gene Ontology annotation, cellular component: nuclear pore outer ring; COPII vesicle coat. The transcript has 4 exons. The record is from RefSeq and is a predicted model, not a curated record. Gene Ontology annotation, molecular function: structural molecule activity; protein binding. Gene Ontology annotation, biological process: protein import into nucleus; COPII-coated vesicle budding; positive regulation of TOR signaling.